UGAUCAGAUUGUUUAAUCACUAUCCAACUCGUAGUGAAAUGAUCCGAGCAAUGGAACUUGAAUCUACUCCGUUGCACAAAGUAACUCCUGAAGAAUAUUGUCAAAUGCAGGGUUUCGGUGUUAAUUUUGUCAUUAAUUACGUAGUAAAUAGAUUGGAUCACAUAACUACAACUCGAGAUCUUCUUAAGCUCAUCGGAAAGAUUCAUGAAGAAUUAGACGUGGCAAAAAUUCAUUUUGUAUAUUUCAAAGAAGCUGCAAUGGAUGUUUUGCAACAAAAUUUAGGUGAUAAGUUAAAUCAAGAAGACUAUCAGGCUUGGUCUAAAAUGUUUAACAUUAUGCUGAAAUAUUUUUUCGAA
Messenger RNA from Cotesia congregata, 356 nucleotides. NCBI's taxonomy places the organism in Eukaryota, Metazoa, Arthropoda, Insecta, Hymenoptera, Braconidae. The record is from the annotation of a GenBank genome assembly.